Molecule: messenger RNA, 1517 nt
Organism: Paramecium pentaurelia
Lineage: Eukaryota; Ciliophora; Oligohymenophorea; Peniculida; Parameciidae
Source: the annotation of a GenBank genome assembly
AUGAACCAACCACCUCUUUCUGUAGAUUCAAGCUAAAUCAAUCUUUUAAAAAAUUUGGAUGACAUUGAUGAUAUCUUCAAUGGUUUAGCAUAAGAUGAUGGAGCAUAAUUAGAUUAAGAUUUUGAAGAUUUUUUAGAAUGUUUUAGUGAUGAUGAAGAUUCUGAAGAGGAAUCAAAUUUUAGACCAUUUCCAAGUUUUAGAAAUGUAACUCCAUCAGUUUAAUUCUCAACUUUUGCUGAAUCAGAUUAAGUUAUAAAGAAAUAGACAGAAGAAAGACUAUUAGCUCCUCCUGGAGAUCAUUAAUUUCCAGUUUAUGAUGAUUAAUAAUAAGAGGAUUCAGUUGAUGAAGAUGAUGAUCUUUCUGAUUUUUUUGAUAGUUUUGGUAAUAAAUGAUAAUACAUAUAGAUAUAAAUAACACUCAUUAAAAUAAGGAAGAUGAGGUAAAUUAUAUUGAAAUAAAAUAUUUUGAUGAAACUUACAAAAUUCCAAUAUUUACAGCUAAACUAUUUGAACCAGAAUAGCCUCUUGAAGAUAGAUUACUUUUUGAGAAUACUGAAUUAGUAUUAUGUAAAACAGAAAUGCAUGAUUUUCAUAAACAUUUAGAAAACAUUCUCACUAAAGUAUUAUAAUAUUAUAUAUUGAAAGGAUCAAAAAAAUUUUAAUGAUUUCACAUUCUCGGUUAUGAUUUUAAAAAUUCAAUCUGCUUUACUGGCUGAUCUUCUUAAAUCCUUUUAAAAAGUAUUAUUAUAAUUUUAUAAAUUAGAUGAAAGAUUUUUAAUAAGUAUGGUUAGAUAUAUCUCCAUCAUUUAUUUGUUAAGAGAAAGUAACAUAAUUUGGAAGACAAUUAAAAUAAUUUUAAGAAUCAGUUAAUUAUGUGAUUGAUAGUAAUUCCAAUAAGAUAACAAGUAGAAGAUUUUUUGAUAAAUAAAAGCCAGCAUACUUUCAAGAUAAAAAGAAGGAUAAUAAAAAGAAAGAAUUAACUGAAGAGGAAAAGUAUGAAUGUUCUAUAUAAAUAGAAUAUUGGAACUUUAAUAAAUACCUUAUAAUUAAAAUUUUAAUCCUUAAUCUAGUUUAGUUUGUAUUCUAUUCUUUAAAGCUUAAGCUUUAUUUGAAUCAUGGUAAUAAUUCUUACAUUACAAAAAGAACUCUGAAAAAUAUAAAGAAGUAUUAUAAUUAGAUAUUGCAUAUAGAUAUCGAAUAGAUUUGCUAGACUUUAAGGACACUGGAAAACAGUGUAAUUAUUGAAGAAAUUUGCAAAAUUUACAGCAAGAACUAAAUAAAUUUAUAUGAAACCACUAAAAGGAGAAGAUACAUAAGAUCUUAAAGAAGAAAUAAAAUUUUAUCAAAAUUUUUUAUCUAUGAAGACUUUAGGGAUAGUUAAUAAUUUGGCUAAAUCUCCUGCCUUGAAUAUAAAUGGUGGUUAAUUGAAAAUAAAAUAACUAAAUUAGAUUAGAGUACCUUAAAAAUAGAAAUACAUUUCUUAACAAUAUCUCAAAUAUACUUAAGAACUAUUUUGA